Molecule: messenger RNA, 1496 nt
Organism: Mastomys coucha (southern multimammate mouse)
Lineage: Eukaryota; Metazoa; Chordata; Mammalia; Rodentia; Muridae
Gene: Yif1a
Product: Yip1 interacting factor homolog A, membrane trafficking protein
Exons: 8
Coding region: 219-1100 (293 amino acids)
Biological process (GO): endoplasmic reticulum to Golgi vesicle-mediated transport
Cellular component (GO): Golgi membrane; COPII-coated ER to Golgi transport vesicle; endoplasmic reticulum-Golgi intermediate compartment
Source: RefSeq, a predicted model, not a curated record
AAAGUGUGAAGGGGGAGAACCAGCAUUUCCGACGAGCCAAUGGUAGACAGCGAAGUGUGACGCCUGGGACAUGGUGGCCGCGAUCGGACAGCCCCGGGACGUGUCGGGAGGUCCGGUAACUUCGGUCAGGACAAGGCAAGAGAAGCAGCUGUUUCAGUAGUGUUUGUACCCACAACUCAGCGAAGCCAGUCCUUGGGUAGAAGCGAACUGUCACGGCCAUGGCUUACCACUCGGGAUAUGGAGUCCACGGUUCCAAGCAUAGAACCCGGGCAGCUCCAGAUCCUCCUCCACUCUUCGAUGAUACAAGUGGUGGUUAUUCCAGCCAACUAGGCGGAUACCCAGCCCCAGGAGCUGAUGUGGCCUUCAGUGUCAACAACCUGCUUGGAGACCCAGUGGCCAAUAUGGCUAUGGCCUAUGGCACCUCUAUAGCAUCCCAAGGGAAGGACAUAGUUCACAAAGAGCUGCACCGUUUUGUGUCUGUAAACAAACUCAAGUAUUUUUUUGCUGUGGACACAGCUUAUGUUGCUAAGAAGCUAGGGCUGUUGGUCUUCCCAUACACACAUCAGAACUGGAAGAUGCAGUACAGUCAUGAUGUGCCUCUGCCCCCACGGAAAGACCUCAAUGCUCCUGACCUCUAUAUCCCCACCAUGGCCUUCAUCACAUAUGUGCUGCUGGCGGGGAUGGCUCUAGGCAUUCAGCAAAGGUUCUCCCCAGAGGUGCUGGGCCUGUGUGCAAGCACGGCACUGGUGUGGGUGUUCAUGGAGGUGUUGGCUCUGCUUCUGGGCCUCUACCUGGCCACCGUACGCAGUGAACUGAGUACCUUCCACCUCUUGGCUUACAGUGGUUACAAAUAUGUGGGGAUGAUCCUCAGUGUGCUCACAGGGCUGCUCUUCGGCAGUGAUGGCUAUUAUGUGGCCCUGGCCUGGACAUCAUCUGCGCUUAUGUACUUCAUUGUACGUUCUUUGCGGACUGCAGCCUCAGGCCCUGACAGCAUGGGGGGCCCACCCCCUCGGCAGCGUCUCCAGCUCUACCUGACCCUGGGAGCAGCUGCCUUCCAGCCCCUCAUCAUAUACUGGUUGACCUUCCACCUGGUCCGGUGAUCCCUGGUCCUUAGGUGGCAGUGAUUUUUCCAUACAUUGAAGAUUUGGUUUCCUUAACUUGGCUUGACCCUGGUUCCUGGGACCCAAGGGGAAGCCAUAUGCAUGUCUGCCUUGCCCAGAGGACUAGGCUUCAGGCUGUUUAAGAGAAGGGUAAGCAGACCCAGGGACAGCAUCCUGGAAGGGUUGCACCAGACACAGCUGGAAAGGGAGGAUGGGAGGGUGGCUACCAAGGAGUCUUCCAAGGCUUCAGCUAUAUCUGAGAGGAUUCCAGAAAUGCCUGGAUCUAGUAGGCCAAGGCUUGGAGUGCUUGGAUUUAGCUCUGGGUGGUCCCCUCUAGAAUAUUCCACCUAACCCUACGUGUUCAAGUCUUCCAGAAGCAGAAUUGGGGCUUGUGUA